Molecule: messenger RNA, 1961 nt
Organism: Mercenaria mercenaria
Lineage: Eukaryota; Metazoa; Mollusca; Bivalvia; Venerida; Veneridae
Exons: 3
Coding region: 297-1022 (241 amino acids)
Molecular function (GO): oxygen binding; heme binding
Source: RefSeq, a predicted model, not a curated record
ACUAUAGGUAGAUCAAUAGGAUUUUAAAGCCACCAUUUUAUACACCGUAUAUUUAUUUUGUUGAAAAGUGCGGAACGGCAAAAGUUUCUUAUAUGAAAAGCAUUCUUAAUUUCCAAUUUUGGCAUAUCAAAAGGAACACUGGUACUAAAUAGAUACUUAAAUGGAAAUUCGGUGAGAAAAAGUUUUUAAAACGUUUAAGGGAAAAGUGACUUUGUAUGGAAUGCAUGUUUGCAAAUAAAUUUUGCUGUUCCAAUUGAAAUAAAUUUGAAAGUGUUCUUUUUUGGAUUAGAGACAUAAUGGGUGCAAUAAAAUCAAAAUUCUUUCGGUCUAAAUCAGGAUCCAGAAAGGAAAAGGGAGAUAAAAAGGUGAAAGAAAAGAAGCAAAAGAAAACAGUUAAUCUUCCAGACUCCCAUUCUGCGAGGAAGAUUGUGGACCCUAGACUGCCCUUCUCCAACUAUAGGCAGAUUUUUAGUAUACGCAAUGCAUGGAAGGCCAUUCAGCGAUCCAUGGAAGAAUGUGCUACAGAAACAUUUAUCAGAUUCUUAAACAACCAUACAAAUUACAAGGAGAAGUAUGCAAGUAUAAGUGGGAUUCAAGAUGGAGACCUCGAAGAACUGAGGAAGAAUCAGGAUUUUGAAGAUAAAGCAAUGGAUAUCUAUGUUAUAUUUGAUGGCGUCAUAGCAAAUCUAGAAGACGUUGAUAAAGCCUUGCAAGAGAUACAAUAUGGGGCUCCUGCUACACAGUUUUCACACAAAAUGGUCAAAGACUACCAAGGAGCGUUUAUGGAAACGAUCAGAUUACAUUUGGGAUCAGACAGGUUUACUGAAACAACUGAAAACAAUUACAAACUUCUGUACGAGUUUAUUCAGGAAGAAUUGUGUAAACACAUUGAAGACGAUGAAUCAACAGUUAUUGAUGAUUCAAAAGCGGAGGUAGACGAAUCAGAGACUGUGGUCGAUGAUUCAAGAAUGGUUGCUGAUACUGAGGUUGAGGUUAAUUUAUGCAUGGAUGAUACUUCUUAACGAGGAGUAUAAAAAUUGAAACGUUUAGGCCAGCGGUAUGAAGGGAAAACUGUAGCUUCCACGGUUGUUUGUUAAAACGAGACUCAAUCAAACAGGAUCCUAUUAUUUUGUAUCUGCUGAUAGAAGUCCCAGUGCAUUGUCUCAGAAACAAAAUGUAUCCACUUUUAAACUGUAGCAUCUUCAAAAUAUAACACCCAGGGAUAUUAUAUUAACAAAAUGUUGCACAUAUGGAGUAAAUGUAAAGAAUAUAUAGUACAUUUGUCUGAUAUGUCAACAAAGUAUAGCAUCUACGAUGUAUAAAUGUGUUAUAUCAACAAUUUGAAGAAUAUGUGGUUAUUAUGUCAACAAAAUAAAGCUUACAUAUACAUGUAUAUUUGUUAUGUCAACAAAAUAUGGUAUAUAGUUAUUGUCUAAAUUAAGUGGCAUCAAUGGCUGUUAAGAGAAAAACAUGUUUCAUCUAUGGACAUAACAUCUCAGCUUAGAAGUAUAAAUAUGAACAUAUUUCCUUUAGAUAAGGAGAAUAUAGAUCUAUGCAUUACACAUACGUAUGAAUUGCACACUAUAUUAUACACACAAAUAUUUACAAUAAAAUACAGAAAUUAUUAUGUUCCAAUGUACUUGUCAUUAAUUUUUAUUAUAUGUAUCACUUCUGCGAAAAUUAGAAUGCACACUGCUUGAAAUUAAAAAGUUGACACAAGCUACAAUAAUAGACAUUUCUACUGAACAUUCUACAUGAACGUUUAAUAUAAAAAAAAACCGCUGAUUUCAUUAACAUGUUUAUACACUUUGAUUUUAAUUUUAUGGCCAACCACUUGUGCAAAAUUAAAAGUUACAGCAGGAUGCAUGACGGCUGUACAACUUUUACAAAUAUGGACAUAUACUUUGUGGAGUUCAUUUGAUUAUAUGUAUUUUUUCUAUAAAGUAAAUAGCAGAAAUAUG